AUGAUGACAUCAGUGGGCACUAACCGAGCCCGGGGGAACUGGGAGCAGACACAGACACAGAGCCAGACACAGCACAAGCAGCGGCCGCAGGCCACUGCGGAACAGAUUCGACUUGCACAGAUGAUUUCGGACCACAACGAUGCUGACUUUGAGGAGAAGGUGAAACAACUGAUCGACAUCACAGGCAAGAACCAGGACGAGUGUGUGAUUGCUCUGCAUGACUGCAACGGGGAUGUUAACAGAGCCAUCAACGUGCUGCUGGAGGGCAAUCCGGACACGCAUUCCUGGGAAAUGGUCGGGAAGAAGAAGGGUGUCUCGGGACAGAAGGAGAGUGGACAGACAGAACCCAGUGAAGAAAGCAAAGAAAACCGGGAAAGGGAUCGGGAUUUCAGCAGACGACGUGGCGGGCCACCGAGGCGGGGGCGAGGUGCCAGCCGUGGAAGAGAGUUUCGGGGCCAGGAGAAUGGACUAGACGGUGGCAAGAGUGGAGGAUCUUCUGGAAGAGGCACAGAAAGAGGGAGGCGGGGACGCGGCCGAGGCCGAGGUGGCUCUGGAAGGCGAGGGGGAAGGUUUUCUGCCCAAGGCAUGGGAACUUUCAACCCGGCUGACUACGCCGAGCCGGCUGGCGCGGAUGAGAACUAUGGGAAUAGCAACAACAACACGUGGAACAACACUGGCAGCUUCGAGCCGGACGAUGGCACAAGACUUGAUUUCAUUGGGGGUGAGGGGUCAAAUUAUCCCCGAAAAUUUGACACUGCUCCUGGUGCGUGGAGGGCGGCGACGGAAGAAUGGGGCACGGAGGACUGGAAUGAAGAUCUGUCUGAGACAAAGAUCUUCACAGCCUCCAACGUGUCUUCAGUGCCUCUGCCUGCCGAGAAUGUGACAAUCACAGCUGGACAGAGAAUUGAUCUUGCAGUGCUGCUAGGAAAGACCCCUUCUUCGAUGGAGAACGAGUCAACAAGCCUGGAGUCAUCCCAGGCUCCUUCCUUGGCCCAGCCGCUGGUGUUCAGCAAUUCCAAGCAGAGUGCUAUAUCCCAGCCCGCCUCUGGGAACUCCUUCUCUCACCACAGCAUGGUGAGCAUGCUGGGGAAAGGGUUUGGAGACGUCAGGGAGGCCAAAGGCAGCAGUACAACAGGUUCUCAGUUCCUGGAGCAGUUCAAGACGGCCCAGGCGCUGGCUCAGCUGGCUGCUCAGCACACCCAGCCUGGCGGGAGCACCACGGCUGCUUCCUGGGACAUGGGAUCCACCACGCAGACCUCGUCUCUCGUGCAGUACGAUCUCAAGAACCCAACAGACUCUUCCGUGCAUAGUCCCUUCACCAAGCGUCAGGCCUUCACAUCCACUUCAACCAUGAUCGAAGCGUUCAUGCAGGAGAAGCCGCCGGUGGUGACUGCCUCCACGACUGUGCCGGCACCUCCUUCCUCGCCGCUGCCCAGCAAAACCAAUCCUGUUCCCCAGAUGUCCCCAGGGUCCUCGGACAACCAGUCCUCCAGUCCCCAGCCAGCACAGCAGAAGCUGAAGCAGCAAAAGAAGAAAGCCUCGUUAACAUCAAAGAUCCCUGCGCUGGCGGUGGAAAUGCCUGGCUCGGCGGAUAUCUCAGGGCUAAACCUGCAGUUCGGGGCGUUACAGUUUGGGUCGGAGCCUGUUCUCGCCGAGUACGAAUCGACGCCCACCACAAGCGCCGCCGCCAGCCAGUCUCAAAGCAGCCUGUACACCAGCACGGCUAGUGAAUCUUCAUCCACAAUUUCGUCCAAUCAAAGCCAGGAGUCUGGUUACCAGAGCGGCACAAUACAGACAGCAACAUUUACCUCCCAGAACAGCGCUCAGGGACCACUGUACGAGCAGAGAUCCACCCAGACGAGGCGAUACCCCAAUUCAAUCUCCUCCUCGCCCCAGAAAGAUCUGACCCAGGCCAAGAAUGGUUUCAGUUCUGUACAACCCACGCCGUUACAAACCACGCAGGCCGUUGAAGGUGCUACAGGCCCCGCCGUCAAAUCCGAUUCCCCCUCUGCUCCCAGUAUCACGCCUCUCAAUGACGGGGUGUCUGCGUCGUCCUUGCUGACGACAGCCAGCCAACACUCGACAGCUCUGAGCAGCCUGAGCCACAGUGAGGAGCUCCCCAGUACGACCACCACCCAACUCAGCAGUACGUUACCCACCCAGCAGAACAGUCUGUCCUCAUCCACAUCCUCUGGGCGAACGUCAACUUCAACUCUUCUGCACACAAGUGUGGAGAGUGAAGCAAGCCUCCAUUCUUCUGCUAGCACUUUCUCCACCUCCUCCAGCACAGUGUCAGCCGCCCCGCCGGUCGUCAGCGUUUCGUCCAGCCUCAGCAGCGUCAGCAGCCUGGGCCUCAGCCUCGGCAGUAACUCCACAGUGACGGCCUCCACUCGCAGCUCCGUUGCAACGACAUCAGGAAAAGCCCCUCCCAAUCUCCCUCCUGGAGUCCCACCGUUGUUGCCUAAUCCGUACAUCAUGGCUCCAGGGUUGUUACACGCCUACCCGCCACAGGUGUAUGGAUACGAUGACUUGCAAAUGCUCCAGACGAGAUUCCCGUUGGUGAGGGUUGGUUCAACUCAAAAAGCUGGGUCGCCUUUGUGCCGGGCCGGGAUUUGACGCUCCUGUUCUUCAUCUUCUUUCAUCUCCCGUGUUCCAGGUGACUUAACAAAAUUUGGCCGAGGCGAUGCCUCUUCCCCCGCUCCUGCAACGACUUUGGCCCAGCCUCAGCAGAGCCAAACCCAGACUCACCACACCACGCAGCAGACGUUCCUGAACCCAGCGCUGCCUCCUGGCUACAGUUACACCAGUCUGCCGUACUACACAGGGGUACCAGGGCUCCCCAGCACCUUCCAGUAUGGGCCCGCUGUGUUCCCUGUUGCUCCUACCUCUUCCAAGCAGCAUGGUGUGAAUGUCAGCGUCAACGCAUCAGCAACCCCUUUCCAGCAGCCCAGUGGCUACGGCUCCCAUGGAUACAGCACUGGGGUAUCCGUGACAUCCAGUAACACAGGAGUGCCGGACAUCUCGGGCUCUGUCUACUCCAAAACUCAGCAAUCCUUUGAGAAGCAGGGAUUUCACACUGGAACCCCGGCAGCCUCCUUCAACCUGCCUUCGGCUCUGGGCAGCGGCGGCCCCAUCAACCCUGCGACGGCGGCGGCGUAUCCCCCCACCCCUUUCAUGCACAUCCUGACCCCCCAUCAGCAGCCCCACUCGCAGAUCCUCCACCACCACCUGCAGCAGGACGGGCAG
Molecule: messenger RNA, 3246 nt
Organism: Leptosomus discolor (cuckoo roller)
Lineage: Eukaryota; Metazoa; Chordata; Aves; Leptosomiformes; Leptosomidae
Source: RefSeq, a predicted model, not a curated record